UGUUUCUGACAUUAAUAUAUUUAACUCCCGUCUCUAAAAUAAAAUAAUGCAAUCAUAUUUUAAAGUAUUCAAAAUUAGAUAUGUAUGUCAUCAUAUGACAGAGCAAUAUUUGUAACAAUGAGGAUGGAUGGUGAACCAGACGCGUCUUCUGAUACAGCAACCAAUUGUAAUUUGCCCUCUGCUUCUGAAACGUUAUCGGAUGUCAAUCAAGCCAAACUAGAUUCAUUAGAGAAGAAAGCUGUUCAUUUAAGAUUGGUUUUGGAAAAAGAUUUUAAGGCCGCUGAUAUAAAAUGGAGUUUGUUUGUAGCAGCUGCUUUCAGUUUUCGCUAUGAAAGCUGCCUCAAACCAUUCCCGCCAUCCUUUAUUAAAAAUGGCGUUAAAGAUAUGGAUACUUUGCUCAGUAUUAUUACUGAUGUACCAGCAUUAGACCUAGUCUUACAACAUUUAGACAACCUUGAAACUUUGGGUAAUAUUACUGAUAUAAUAGAUUUGUUAUUCUAUGUAUUGGUGAGAUUAAAAGAGCCCAGUUUGAAAAGUAUUCCUACAGAAGCGUACGAUAGUAUUAUAACAAAUGCACGCGGUGAUGUAUCUGCCUCGCGACCUCAGUACAUCUUUCAAGUAAACAGCUCGUGCAAGUCCACCAUAGAAAAUAAAUGGAAAGCAUGUGCAAAAAAUCAUGACACAUUUUUUGCGUUCCAUGGCAAUCGUUUAGAAAAUUUUUACACUAUAUUGAAUUUUGGAUUGCAGCAACAUUUGAAUAAGAAUACGUUGCUGGGUAAAGGAGUUUAUUUAUCACCGGAAUUAAAUACGUCGCUACCCUUUAGCCACGGAGGCUUUGGAUGGGGUGCAAGUUGCAUUGGUGGCCACUUGUCAUGUAUAGCAAUGUGCGAAGUAAUUGACGCUCCUGAAGGAAUCAAUUACCAAAAACCCGUAUCAAAAGAAGGUGACGGCAUAUACGAGGACCAAAAAAACAAACUAUUAGAUGAAGGGGUUAAUGGAGCAAGUACUACGCAAUAUAUUGUUACGAAUUGUGAUUUAGUAAGGGUUCGUUAUCUGCUAAUAUAUGCCAAACCACCUGCAUCUAUGAGAUUCCCUACCACAAGUUCAAAUCGAAAUGCCGGCAGUCUCAGGCAAUGGUUGUCAAGACACAAGUUAUUUUCAAUAUUACUUGGAUAUGGUUUAAUGCUGGCGACUAUUGGUUUUGCAAAUAAUCAACCCGUUCAUUACUAUUAUAAAAUAUUGCUGAAGAAAUUAGAUUUUGCAUACAGUAACGUCAAAGUGUAAUGUAGUUUUUGUAACCGAUUAUGUUAAAAACAUUCUAUACAAUUUAUCUGAAAUUUUAUGUUUUGUAAAAGUAAAUUUAAUUGGUUUAAAUAUAUGUUAUGAAAUUUUCAAAUUUUUAUGACUGAAGUAAUUACAUCAUGUUUUUAAUCAAAAAUAUUUGUCAUGUGGAAUCCGUUGAUUUUAGAACAAUAGUCCCCAUGGUUACGGUGCUCUCGUCAUGGACUAGAGCGUAAUCAUUGUACGAUCUAAUUUUUAUUGUGUCGAAUGUUCAUCGAAAUAUAAUGGAAAAGCACCAGUUUCAACUCAUAAUAGUUCUGCGUACUAGUGUCGUGUGUUGUGAAUUUUCUCUUAGUGAACGAAAAUCUAUACGAUUUAAGAAACUCCUAUGUAUUUAAAAUAAUUUAGAACAUGGGUUUUAUAAUAAUUACACAUGAAACUAG
Molecule: messenger RNA, 1724 nt
Organism: Achroia grisella
Lineage: Eukaryota; Metazoa; Arthropoda; Insecta; Lepidoptera; Pyralidae
Gene: Parp16
Product: protein mono-ADP-ribosyltransferase PARP16
Exons: 7
Coding region: 85-1284 (399 amino acids)
Biological process (GO): endoplasmic reticulum unfolded protein response
Cellular component (GO): endoplasmic reticulum tubular network; nuclear envelope; membrane
Molecular function (GO): protein serine/threonine kinase activator activity; NAD+ poly-ADP-ribosyltransferase activity; kinase binding
Source: RefSeq, a predicted model, not a curated record